Messenger RNA from Galeopterus variegatus (Sunda flying lemur), 2211 nucleotides. RefSeq names its product F-box protein 40 (gene FBXO40). The coding region runs from base 1 to 2211 and encodes 736 amino acids. The record is from RefSeq and is a predicted model, not a curated record. Gene Ontology annotation, molecular function: ubiquitin protein ligase activity; zinc ion binding; protein binding. Lineage: Eukaryota; Metazoa; Chordata; Mammalia; Dermoptera; Cynocephalidae. The transcript has 4 exons. Gene Ontology annotation, cellular component: cytoplasm.
AUGCCCCAUCAGAAUGCAGUGUGGCUGGAGAUGCUGAAUAAAACCUGGAAGAAAUUGAUGCAGAGUAAGGGAAAAGCAGGCAGAGCACACAGGCCCCCACCUGGGCAGCACAGGCACUGUGAGGGAUGCUUCAACCGCCACUGCCACGUUCCUGUGGAGCCCAAUGUCUCCUGCCUGGUGAUCAGCUGCCACCUACUCUGUGGUGCUACCUUCCACAUGUGCAAAGAAGCAGAGCAUGAGCUCCUCUGCCCUUUAGAGCAGGUCCCGUGCCUCAACUCUGAAUAUGGCUGCCCCCUUUCCAUGUCUCGCCACAAGCUGGCCAAGCACCUGCAGAUGUGCCCCGCCAGUGUGGUCUGCUGCUCCAUGGAGUGGAACCGCUGGCCAAAUGUGGACUCUGAAACAACCCUUCAUGAGAACAUCAUGAAAGAAACCCCUAGUGAGGAGUGUUUAGACACAGCCCUGGCCCUCCAGGACCAGAAGGUCCUCUUCAGAUCCUUGAAAAUGGUAGAACUUUUCCCAGAAACUAGAGAGGCCACUGAGGAAGAACCAACUAUAAAUGGUGAAGCCAGUUGGGAGGAAAUGGGAGGAGCAGUGGGUGGAGUGGAGGCCAGUUCAUCACCACAUGGCUGUCUGUCAGUAGCCAAUGGGGAGAUGGCAGAGCUGAGUCAAGAAGAACGAGAGGCAUUAGCUAAAACCAAAGAAGGGGUGGACCUGGCCAAGUUUGGCAAGUGGGAAAAUAUGUUCAGCAAAGAGCAUGCAGCCUCUGCGUUAACAAAUUCAUCAGUGAGCUGUGACAGCAAGAGCAGGAAUGGCCCAGGGAUAGAACAGAUUUCCAGUGGCAAUACUGUGGUAGAUGGGGAGGGCACUGUUGAAGGGAGAGGACCGCAGGAAAACCAGAAGCAGCGGGAGUUUCAUGCAACCGUGGAAAAGGCAGGGCUUGCCCCUUGGCAGGACGGUGUUCUGGAAAGACUGAAAACAGCUGUGGAUGCAAAGGAUUAUAACAUGUAUCUAGUGCAUAAUGGGCGGAUGCUUAUUCACUUUGGUCAGAUGCCUGCUUGUACACCUAAGGAGAAAGACUUUGUUUAUGGCAAUCUUGAGGCUCAGGAAGUUAAGACUGUUUACACCUUCAAAGUUCCUGUGAGCUACUGUGGAAAGCGAGCUCGAAUUGGAGAUGCUAUGUCGCGUUGUAGGCCAAGUGAACACAAGGCAGUAGAUACUUCAGAUCUGGGGAUCACUGUGGAGGAUCUGCCAAAAUCCGACCUCAUCAAGACCACCCUCCAGUGUGCUUUGGAAAGAGAACUCAAAGGUCAUGUCAUCUCGGAAUCCAGGAGCAUUGAUGGGCUCUUCAUGGAUUUUGCCACACAGACAUAUAACUUUGAGCCAGAACAGUUCUCCUCUGGGACAGUGCUGGCUGACCUCCUCACCACUGCCAACCCAGGGGGACUUCACGUGGAGCUCCACAGUGAGUGUGUGACCCGAAGACACAAUAAGAGCAGCUCUGCCUUUACUUUCACUUGCAACAAAUUCUUCAGGAGGGAUGAAUUCCCCCUGCACUUCAAGAAUGUCCACACAGACAUCCAGUCAUGUCUCAAUGGGUGGUUCCAGCAUCGAUGCCCCCUUGCCUACUUGGGAUGUACGUUUGUUCAAAACCAUUUCCGCCCCCCAGGGCAAAAGGCAAAAGUGAUCUAUAGUCAGGAACUCAAGACCUUUGCCAUCAAGCCAGAGGUUGCUCCAGAGCUAAGUGAAGGAAGGAAGAACAACCAUCUCUCAGACCAUGGAGGAAAAAGCCAGAAUUCUCUAACCAGCUUGCCCCUGGAGGUUUUGCAGUACAUUGCUGGGUUCUUGGACAGCGUCAGCCUGUCCCAGCUCUCCCAGGUGUCUGUGCUGAUGAGGAAUAUCUGUGCAACUUUGUUACAAGAGCGAGGGAUGGUCCUUUUGCAGUGGAAGAAGAAGAGGUAUUCCCAUGGAGGCACCUCCUGGAGAGUCCACAGGGAGAUCUGGCAGUUCAGCAGCCUCUUCUCCAAAAUCAAGAGCUGGGAUUUUAAUGAAGUCACCUCCAUGUCUGAGCACCUGAAGGCCUGUCCUUUCAACAUUGUAGAGCACAAGACUGACCCCAUACGUCUGACCAGCAUGUGUCAAUCCCGUAAGCAGGCCCGGGAGAGCUUAGUCUCCACCUUUAGAGCCAGACCACGAGGAAGACAUGUCUGCUAA